Podarcis lilfordi (Lilford's wall lizard) is the source of this 24568-nucleotide messenger RNA. Lineage: Eukaryota; Metazoa; Chordata; Lepidosauria; Squamata; Lacertidae. The record is from the annotation of a GenBank genome assembly.
AUGGCCCGCAUGAACCGCCCGGCGCCUGUGGAGGUUUGCUACAAGAACAUGAGAUUCCUGAUUACUCACAACCCAACCAACGCCACUCUGAACACCUUUAUUGAGGUAAGUCCGCCUGAGCAAAUUGGAAACGUUGGGGUCGAAUCGGAUUCUGCGAUUGCCCAUUGGUUUAAAGGCCCUCUUGCAGGUUCCACCAAUAAUAAUAAUAAUAAUAAUAAUAAUAAUAAUAAAUUUGUACCCUGCCCAUCUGGCUGGGUUUCCCCAGCCUCUCUGGGGGCUUCCAACAAAGAUUAAAAAUACAAUAAAAUGUCACACAUUAAAAACUUCCCUGAACAGGGCUGCCUUCAGAUGUCUCCUAAAUGUCAGGUAGUUGUUUAUCUCUUUGACAUCUGAUCGGACGGCGUUCCACAGGCAGGUGCCACUACCGAGAAGGCCCUCUGCCUGGUUCACUGUAGCUUUACUUCUCUCAGCGAGGGAACCGCCAGAAGUCCCUCGGCGCUGGACCUCAGUGUCCGGGCAGAACGAUGGGGAUGGAGAUGCUCCUUCAGGUAUACUGAACCGAGGCCAUAUAUGUUGGGGUUCCGCUCUAGCAGAUGUUUUUGAGGGGGACGGACGCAAAGGGCAGCGGCCAACGAAACAAUUGUGCUUGGGGACCGAGGAACCUGCGCAACGGACACUGCUGCCACCCCCAAAUCUGCUUUAUUUGGUUCUGGGAAACCGCAGAACAGAUUUAGGGGAUAACCAGGGAGGGAGAAUCCCAUAGUCACUGCUUUGAAUACAACCCCAAAAAGUUAAGACUACAUCACUUUUCCAGGAGUCUGUUCCAGAAAUGUUGCAAGGGAGAUUCCUGUUCCCUAUCCAAUCACAGGUCAAGGGCAUAUCGAGUUAAGAGCUGGAGAGAAAGAAUCUCUUUUCUCCCACCCCAAAAGCGCUCCCAGAGAUUUCAGAGAGUUGGAGCAGCUGUAGAGUAGAAUUUGGGGAGUCUCCCAUCUCGGUUAAAGACAGCGGGUGAGAGUCUUAAGCUUGCACAUCCUUGCAUGUCAAACAAAGAAGGGUGUAUUUUCCCCCGACGUUCUCUCACUUGUUAACUGGAGAGGGAUUCAGUCUGAAUGUUAGGUGCCUUGUUCAGAAAGCCUCCUUAGUCACCAUAGGAGCUCCUGACGGCUUCAGAGUAUGUGAAGAUUACCUGAAGUUCUGACGUACUUGGAAAAUUCUGAAGGAUCUCGGCUGCCAGCGGUUCAGAUAAGCCACAAACUUUUGGCACCGCUGCUCCUGCAGAAAAUUGGUUUGCUGUCUUCACGUCCACCUCCUAGACGGAGGGACUGUUUGUUUAGCCUACUUAAAGGUUACCCGCUUGCUGAACUUUGGGCCUACUCAGUGUCUGUAUCAGCCGUCGCAAGCUGCAAAAUAAAACCAUUUUGGAUAGAUCUGUGGUUCCCAGACACUUUGAGGUUCUGCCUCCUCAGUUCCAGAAACUCACCCCUAAAUUCCCCUUGCCCUGCCCUAUGAAAAAAGCAUCAAUCAGAAUAUCGGUUUGCACAGCCCACUAAGGAAGAUAAUAACACAAUAAAAUUCAAAACAGUAACAAUUGCGCAUUCAUUCUGAAUGCAAGUAAAACUGUUUAGUUGGAUUAAGACCAGCUUUCCAAAGCGUGAAAUUCAUUCCGCACCCCGCUUGCCCCUUAGCACUGACCCCCAAGUUGCCCCCAGCGGGUGGUUCCUUUUCUCCCUGUUUUCCUGGAGGUGAUUUUUACUCGCUCGGCAAGGGAUCUGGUUCGCAGAAAGAUUGUUUUGGCUGAAUUGUAAUUGGCUGGGCCUGGAGAGUCAACAAUCAAAAGGAGUUUACCUUUGAAAGUAAGGUAAUAUUUAGACCAGCAAGGUCAAAGCUGUCUGCAUGGAGCCAGCGGAAGAGCUCAAAGUGUCAUCAUUCUUCACCCCUGAGAGUUUCCAUUCAGCCCCCCAGAACAGCAAGUUGCCCAUAUGAAACAGGGGUGGUCACCCUUUUAGCCUCUUGAAAGGGCACUCAACUACAAAUCCCAUCAUCCUUGGCCUUGCUGGCCAGGGACGACGACGAUGAUAAUAAUAAUAAUUAAUAAUAAUUUAUUAUUUAUAUUCCGCCCAUCUGGCUUCCAACAAAGUAUUAAAAUGCAGUAUGUUAAACAUUAAAAGCUUCCCUAAAGAGGGCUGCCUUCAGAUGUCUUCUAAAAGUCUGGUAGUUCUUCUCUUUGACAUCUGGUGAGAGGGCGUUCCACAGGGUGGAUGCCACCACCGAUAAGGCCCUCUGCCUGGUUCCCUGUCAUUUGGCUUCUCGCAGCGAGGGAACCACCAGAAGGCCCUCGACGCUGGACUUCAGUGUCCAGGCAGAAUGAUGGGGGUGGAGAUGCUCCUUCAGGUAUACUGGGCCGAGGCCGUUUAGGGCUUUCAAGGUCAGCACCAACACUUUGAAUUGUGCUUGGAAACCUACUGGGAGCCAAUGUGGGUCUUUCAGUCAUGGGAGUUGCUAGUGCACCUGGAAGAGCAAACUGGGAGGGGUAGCUAAUACCGCAGAAGACAGAAUCGGGAUUCAGGGUGACCUUAACAGACUGGAGAACUGGGCCCAAACUAACCCAGUGAAUUUCAGUAGGGACAAAUGGCAGGUUUUGCUCUUGGGCAGGGAGAAUUGUAUGCACAAAUGCAAGACGGGGAACUCCUGGCUUACUAGCAGUACAUGUGAAAAGGAUCUAGGGGUCUUGGUGGAUCACAAGCUGAACAUGAGUCAACAGUGUGAUGCAGCAGCAAAAAAAGCUAAUGCUAUUCUAGGCUGCAUCAACAGAAGUCUAGUGUCCAGAUCAAGGGAAGUAAUAGUACCACUCUAUUCUGCCUUAGUCAGACCACACUUGGAAUACUGUGUGCAGUUCUGGGCACCACAGUCUAAGAAGGAUGUUGACAGGCUGGAAGGUGUGCAGAGGAGGGAGACCAAGAUGAUCAGGGGUCUGGAAACCAAGCCUGAUGAGGAAUGGUUGGAGGAGAUGGGUAUGUUUAGCCUGGAAAAGAGGAGACUGAGAGGAGAUACGAUAGCUAUCUUCAAAUAUCUCAAGGGCUGUCACAUGGAGGAGGGAGCAAGCUUGUUUUCUCCUGCUCUGGAUGGCAGGACUCGAACCCAUGGCUUCAAGUUACAAGAAAGGAGAUUCCGACUCAACACCCGGAAGAACUUUUUGAGAGCAAGAGCUGUUUGACAGUGGAACAGACUCCCACAAGAGGUUGUGAACGCUCCUUCCUUGGAGGUUUUUAAGCAGAGGUAGAAUGGCCAUCUGUCAUGGAUGCUUUCGUUGAGAUUCCUGCAUUGCAGCGGGUUGGACUGGAUGACCCCUGGAUCCCUUCCAACUGAUUCUAUGAAGCCACCAGGCACAACUUUGUUCUCUUAGGCUGUGUGCACAUUUUACCUUUAAAGCCCAUUCCAUGCACAUUUGCCCGCCCCCAAUUAUUCUGGGCAAUGUAGUUUGUCAAGGGUUGUUUGGGAUUGUGCCUCUGCGAGGGGUAAAACUACACUGCCCAGAAUUCUUUGCUGGUGGGGGGGGUGAUCUGAUUCUACUUUAAAAGGUAUCAUGUAAACUUAGCCAUAGUUCCCCCCUCCCCCCAUUUAUUUAUUUUUAUAGGGGCGGUUGAGAUGCAAAUGUUCAGACUACAUUUGGCAGGAGGUUCUGACCGCUUUGGCGGUUGAGCUUGCCCAGGCAGAUCCUUGGGAAUGCUGAAUUACGUCACUUGGUAACCAAACCAGGUGCCUGUUCUUCCCAAAAGCAGCCCUUGCUUUUACUUUGAAUGAAUUUACUUUCGUCACUCUACUUUGCCACAGGUCCCUUCCUGCGUCCCUAUUGCCUUUUUUGUUUUGUUUUUAAAGCCCACCCAGAUCUGCUUAAAAUUUGCUGGGCAGCUUUUGCCCUCCCCUUUAUACCUGGGCUUACGGCCAGGAUGCUGUUUUUAGCUGUUCGUCUCUUCUCUCUCUCUCCCCCGCCCCCAAUAGGCCCCCAAAACAGCUCUGUUGUCCGCAGAUGUUGAUCUGGUUACGUGGGCAACUCAGCGAACUUGCAACAUACCUACCGGGAUUAAAAAUAAAUGCCCUCGUUUAACCUUUGAGGGAGCAGCAAGGAAUAUCGCUGCCUUCCCUGGCUGGAGUCUGCUUUCUCUAAAGUAGGACUUGGAAGGAGAACCUUGUGGGAAGAGGAGCAACUAGGCCAAGGAUGCCGGACCUCAGCCAAGUGUAGACUUCCAGACCUCCCUCUCUCUCUGGCCCAUGAGAUCUAGUAACUUGAUCCUGUAUUUAAAACCCACGAGAUCUACUGAGAGCAAGUCUUUGCCUUCCUCUUUGUAACAGCCCUUUGGGGAUUUUAAGACAGUCGUCGAUGGCCCCACUUUGGGUAGUACAGUGGUACCUCUGGUUGCGAACAGGAUCCGUUCCGGAGCCCUGUUCGCAACCUGAAAAGAACGCAACCCGCGUCUGCGCAUGUCGCGAUUCGCCGCUUUUGCGCACACCGUCAUUUUGAGCGUCUGCGCAUGCGCGAGUGGCGAAACCCAGAAGUAACCCUUUCUGGUAUUUCCGGGUCGCCGCGGGACGCAACCUGAAAACGUUCAACCUGAAGCAAACGCAACACGAGGUAUGACUGUAGCUUCACUGUGGGCUUAGGCUAGAUCUGUAGAGUCGUCAAUCUCAACAAAGGCAUCCAUGAUAGGUAAACGUCCAACCUCUGUUGAAAAACCUCCAAGGAAGGAGAGUCCAUCACCCUCUUACUGUCAGAAAGCUUUCGCUGAUGUUAAACUGAAAUCUCCUUUCUUGUAACUUAAUGCCGUGGGUUCGAGUCCUACUCUCCAGCUUGCCAUCAGCCUUCUUAAAUUGUGGCACCUAGAACUGGACACAGUACUUGAGGUGUGGUCUGACCGAGACAGAACAGAGUGGUACUAUUACUUCCCUUAAUCGGGACACUGUACGUCUGUUGAGGCAGCCUAGAAACACCUCUGUAACACCUCUCUGGGGGGGCACCAGUUUGGAGAAGGCUGACCCCAAUACCAGUGUGGGGGACAUGGGCAGAACGUUUUUAAUAAGUUGCGCAAGAAUGCAUCAGGGAAGGAAGGAAGGAAGCAGUUCCACUUAGCCGUCGCAGGACUCCUGCCUCACUGAAGCAAAACGGCUUUCUGAACUGGGCUUCCGGUCGGCAGAGCGCGAGACACUUAAUCUCAGGGUUUGGGGUUCGAGACCCACGUUGGGCCAAAGAUUCCUGCACAACAAGCUACAUGAAGACCAGUAUACUAGAUAGCACUGUAAUUCUUAUUGCAUACUAUACAUGAUUUAGUACAACAGAAACAAAAUGUGUACACUUGUAAAUUCUCUAAUAUAUUUGAAAACAAAUGAACACGUCUGUCCAUCUUUGAAAGUCCGUAGAAGUAUAAUAAGUCUAUGGUUGAAGCAAAGUAAUAGAUGCUAUCCUGUGGGCUAAGCGGUAAACUUUGUAGGCGUUCACGGUGCCAAAGUAGUAAGUGAAUAAAAACGUAGGACAGUGAUCCGACUGUUUCGCUGGAAUCUUCUUUAGCACCACUACAAAAGAAUUCAAAUAUGAAGCAAUGACCUGUGUACAUGAAAGCUAUAUAAACUUCACACAUUACAACCCAUGUAUUACAAUCCUGAAGGAGCGUCUCCACCCCCAUCGUUCUACCCGGACGCUGAGGUCCAGUGCCCCUUCUGGCAGUUCCCGCAUUGUGAGAAGCAAAGCUACAGGGAACCAGGCAGAGGGCCUUCUCGGUGGUGGCGCCCACCCUGUGGAAGGCCCUCCCAUCAGAUGUCAAAGAGAUAAACAACUACCUGACAUUCAGAAGACAUCUUCAAGGAAGUUUUUAAUGUGUGACAUCUUAGUGUAUUUUUGGUCUUUGUGGAAGCUGCCCAGAGUGGCUGGGGAAACCCAGCCAGAUGGGCGGGGUACAAAUAAUAAAUUAUUAUUAUUAUUAUAUGCUACAACUACAAUAAGAAGGACAAAGGUACAUACCCCAUAGAUUAGAAAAAUGCACAAGGAGCUGUGGUCCUGUGGAUAUGUAACCACUGCUACCACUUGCAUGAAACCUGAAGCAUAAGUAACCAUUCCCAGGUGGCUCUCAUUACAGGGAGACUGAAUUGCAGUAGUUCAGUUUAAAGGUACAGUUUAAAGGAGGUUAGACCAGAAUGGCCCUUGUGGUCAGUCUACGAAGCCAUGAUUCAGGCCAGGGCAGCUAAAGUCUUCUUUUCCCCUUCUUCCCCUGCGCAGGACCUGAAGAAAUACGGUGCGACGACAGUCGUGAGGGUUUGCGAAGUUACCUAUGACAAGACUCCGCUGGAGAAAGAUGGCAUCACUGUCAUGGUAUGUGCCUUGGUCCCAUAAACAGCCUUGGGGAGGCUGAAAAGUCUCAAGCGUCUUCAAGUUUCCAGGUCUGAUAACCUGGCGGAUUUUGUUUUACUUUUCGCAGGCCAUCGGACUGGUACCCUCGUGCAAUGCUUCGGUGUACAUUGAUUGUUUAAGGAGUGCUUUUUAGCUCUGUACUGUUCGCGCCUUCGCGUUGUGGCUGCCUACCAUUAGGGUUUUGCGACAAUCUGGUUUUCAACAUUGUUGUUGAAUUUUAACAGUGAGAAAUGUAAAGUAUUGCACUUGGGCAAAAAAAAUGAGAGGCACAAAUACAAGAUGGGUGACACCUGGCUUGAGAGCAGUACAUGUGAAAAAGAUCUAGGAGUCUUGGUUGACCACAAACUUGACAUGAGCCAACAGUGUGACGCGGCAGCUAAAAAGCCAAUGCAAUUCUGGGCUGCAUCAACAGGAGUAUAGCAUCUAGAUCAAGGGAAGUAAUAGUGCCACUGUAUUCUGCUCUGGUCAGACCUCACCUGGAGUACUGUGUCCAGUUCUGGGCACCACAGUUCAAGAAGGACACUGACAAACUGGAACGUGUCCAGAGGAGGGCAACCAAAAUGGUCAAAGGCCUGGAAACGAUGCCUUAUGAGGAACGGCUAAGAGAGCUGGGCAUGUUUAGCCUGGAGAAGAGGAGGUUAAGGGGUGAUAUGAUAGCCAUGUUCAAAUAUAUAAAAGGAUGUCACAUAGAGGAGGGAGAAAGGUUGUUUUCUGCUGCUCCAGAGAAGCGGACACAGAGCAAUGGAUCCAAACUACAAGAAAGAAGAUUCCACCUAAACAUUAGGAAGAACUUCCUGACAGUAAGAGCUGUUCGACAGUGGAAUUUGCUGCCAAGGAGUGUGGUGGAGUCUCCUUCUUUGGAGGUCUUUAAGCAGAGGCUUGACAACCAUAUGUCAGGAGUGCUCUGAUGGUGUUUCCUGCUUGGCAGGGGGUUGGACUCGAUGGCCCUUGUGGUCUAUUCCAACUCUAUGAUUCUAUGAUUCUAUGAUUGUGAUAGAUCGCAAACUUCCUGCAUUACAUUACCUGGGGGUCCUUCCAACUCUACAUUUCUAUGGUUCCAUGAGUCAUCUCAGUUGUCUUUGCACUUGGGAGUAAUGAGCAAAAUGAAAAAAUGACCUGUGGGCACAGCCCCCUCAUGCUUUAGGGAAUGCCCCCCUCAAAAGCACAAAGAUGCCUGGGCAGGCUGGCUGACUGGCUCACCCUGUGACUUCUGCAGGGAAUGGCAGAGAGUUUUAAAGGGGCUUGGAUAUGAAACCAGCUGCUCGCGUUACCCUCUGUGAUUAUCUCGCAGGGAAGGAAUGAAAUUGCGCAUGUUUCAGCAGUUGCCUUUGAUUGUUUGAAGCCGUCAGCAAAAGAGAAAGAACAGUGUUUUGUUUUUUUCAAGCGCCUGUUCUGCCCUUUUAAUUAGAAAUAAUUAAAGACGGCGUUAGGACACAAUCUUCUGUGCUCACGGCAAGGAACGGCGUGGGAGAAGGUUGUGGCUUCGCUCAGGAGUAAUCUUUGCUUCCUGCUCCAGAAUGCAUGCUUCCAGAUCAGUAGUAUCUUUUCAGGCAGCUCUGUCUGGUUUCAAGCCCGGACUCAGGGCAAUUUGCUUCCCAAAAGUCGGGAGGUAACUUAACCGGUGGGGACGCGGGUGGCGCUGUGGGUUAAACCACAGAGCCUAGGACUUGCCGAUCAGAACGUCAGCUGUUUGAAUCUCCGCCCGGGGUGAGCUCCCGUUGCUCAGUCCCUGCUCCUGCCAACCUAGCAGUUCGAAAGAACCUCAAAGUUGUUGUUGUUUAGUCGUGUCCGACUCUUCGUGGCCCCAUGGACCAGAGCACGCCAGGCACUCCUGUCCUCCACCGCCUCCCGCAGUUUGGUCAAACUCAUGCUGGUCGCUUUGAGAACACUGUCCAACCAUCUCGUCCUCUGUCGUCCCCUUCUCCUUGUGCCCUCCAUCUUUCCCAACAUCAGGGUCUUUUCCAGGGAGUCUUCUCUUCUCAUGUGGUGGCCAAAGUAUUGGAGCCUCAGCUUCACGAUCUGUCCUUCCAGUAAGCACUCAGGGCUGAUUUCCUUCAGAAUGGAUAGGUUUGAUCUUCUUGCAGUCCAUGGGACUCUUUAGAGUCUCCUCCAGCACCAUAAUUCAAAAACAUAAAUUCUUCAGCGAUCAGCUUUCUUUAUGGUACAGCUCUCACUGUAAACUAGCAGUAUAGCAUAGUGCGGUGAUAUGGAGAGAAUGUCAGACAUGGGAAAUGAGAUCUGUAUUCAAGUCCCUGCUCAGCCAUGAACUGGAAAGAUGCAGAGCUCAGCUGUGGAUAUCUUCGGCUGACCUACUUUGCAGAGGUCUUAGUGGGAUGAAAGGGAAAGAACCAGGAAUGCCCUAUAAGUUUGCGAAUGGGGCUCCGGAACGGAUCGCAUUCGCAACCAGAGGUACCACUGUACAGUGGUUCCUUGGUUCUCAAACUUAAUCCGUUCCGGAAGUCUGUUCCAAAACCAAAGCAUUCCAAAACCAAGGCACACUUUCCCAUAGAAAGCAAUGCAAAAUGGAUAAAUCUGUUCCAGACUUUUAAAAACAACCCUUGAAACAGCAGUUUCACAUGAAUUUUACUAUCCAACGAGACCAUUGAGCCAUAAAAUGAAAGCAAUAAACAAUGUACUGCAGUCACACAAUCAAUUAAUCAGUAGCUGAACUGGGUUCCACAGUCACAAAAACAAAACAAAAAUGGCUGCAGAAGUGAAAAUAAAUAGCAGAAGCAGACAGACCUCAGUGUAACAUUCAAAACGGAAGUGUGGCACUCAAAAUGGAUCAUGUUUGGCUUACAAAAAAUGUUCGCAAACUGGAACACUUACUUGCGGGUUUGCAGUGUUUGGGUUCCAAGUUGUUUGAGUACCAAGGCGUUUGAGAACCAAGGUACCACUGUACAGGAGAGCAAUCCUGAAGCCAUUUUGACUCUUUCCAAAGGACCUCAAAUACUCGAGAAUCACCUGCCUCCUUCCCGGCAAAAGAUUCUCUGGGGGCCCCCUGGACAUCGUUUUGUUGUCAUGAAGAUUUCAUAGAAUCAACCCGCAGCUCAGUGGUGGAGCUUUGCGCCCUGGGUUCAAUCCCUGGUGUCUUGUGUUAAGAUUAGGUAGCAAAAGAAGGCAAAGAUCUUUUGUCAGUGAGCCACCGAGAAAUCAGAAGGCAGCCUGCCUAAGUUCAGAAGGCGAGGGCAUGAGCUGUGUCCUGAUCAAGGGAAGGGAUAGUACCACUCUUACUCUGCCUUGGUCAGACCACAACCGGAGUUCUGAAUCUUAAGAGUUGGAAGGGACAUCCAAGAAUCAUCUAGUCCAACCCCCAGCAGUGCAGGAAUUCCGGCUAGAGCAUCCCUGACAGAUGGCCAUCCCACCUCUGCUCAAAAUCUUCCAAGAAAGGAGAGUCCACCACCUCCCAAGGGAGACCGUUCCACUGUGAACAGCUUUUACUUUCAGGAUGCUUUCCCUGAUGUUCAGUGAGAAUCUCCUUUCUUGAAACUUGAAGCCACUGGUUCGAAUCUUGCCCUCCAAAGCAGGAGAAACAAGCUUGUUCCCUCUUCCAUGUGACAGCCCUCAAGACAUUCUAUCGUAUCUCCUCUUUUCCAGGUUAAACAUGUCCAUUGUUCGAAAUUAGCUGGGCGCCAGUCGCUUUUUAUAACUGGCAACCCGGCCUUUUGAAACUGGAUGGGAGAUGCCACAUGGCUGCUAGCAUUCCUAUCCCAGUUUUCUAACGCUGGUUCCAGCUUGUCAACAUCCUUCUUAAAUUGCUGUGCCCAUAAUAAUACACAGAAUUUCAGGUGGUAUUUGCGCUCAUGGUGGUAUCUGGCCAGUUAAGAAUAGUUAAGGUCUCUUCUUAGGUUUUAAAACUCCUUUAAUCUUUGCUAUUUUGCAAUAGAAGAUAGUUUUGUUGGUCUUUGGGGAAGAGCUAUGCAGAGCAUCAAAACCCUCCUUCCACCACCCAAAAGUUAACCAUUUCUCGCUUCCUGCAGUUUCAGCAGCCGUCGCCCAAGUAGCUUCAAGCAUAUCUCCACGGCCAUAUGGACUAGAAACUCAAUUUUUUUAAAAAGUAUGAGUGAAAGCUGAGCCCCUUGGCACUUGGUGGCUUCCAAACACUUUUCGAAGUAACCAAGAUUAGCUGAUAAUUCUGCGCACAAUGCACUUUUUGCGCUGCAGGGGAAUUGUGACCUGUGCAUGCAGUAAAGGACUGUUUCUUGCAGUCCAAGAGCAGAUUGCCAAACUUCCCUUGCCCAGUGCCAGAAAUGGCCACCAGGAAUGGAGUUUAAUCUGGCUUCUGUAGGAAAACAUCCUCUAUGGCGCCCAUCUCGCCAGCUCUGCUGCCUAUAUAUUUUUCAUUUAAGCACCUGUGCCGUACCACAAUUUUUGUUGUCUUUUUAACUAGCCCACCCAAGAGAGGUGGAGCCACUGGUGGUUUAGCAGUUAGAGUGUUUGACUGGGACCUGGGAGACCAGGGUUCAAAUCAAAGCUCACUGGACGACCUUGGAGUCAAUUCACGACCUCUCAGCCUUACGAGGAUUGAGGGGAGCAUGCAACUUUGAUCUCCUAGGAGAAAAAAGUGGGAUGUAAAUGCAAUAAAACCAAUCAGUCGUUAGGAUUCAUAAAUAUCGAUUAUGAUAAACGCUGCAAAAUUAGCACGAGAAACCUGCUUCAGAGUCUUAUCGAGGCAGAGGGAGAAAUCCCUUAAGAUGGGAUGUUGUUACGAGUGGCUGGCAGAUGAGCCAAGGCGACAGGGUGUAGCUGGGAGCGAAGAUUUCAUCCGAAGGCACGAGCCAGCUUUGUGAGCCUGGCAUAAGGCGAUUAACUGGCAAGCAGCAAAGGCAGGGCAGGAUUUGGGUAAAAAUAGAAGGCACAGAGGCAGACUGCAGAGUCCCUUUUAACUUUUAUUUGCACAAUCUGCCUAAUAAUAAUACAGUGGUACCUCUGGUUGAGAACAGGAUCCGUUCCGGAGGCCCGUUCGCAACGUGAAAAGAGCGCAACCCGCAGCGGCACGUUUGCACACACGUGGGUUGCGAUUUUGCGCUCCUGCGCAUGCGUGUGAUGUCAUUUUGUGCUUCGCAUGCAACAGUGGCGAAACCUGGAAGUAACCCUUUCCAGUACUUCCGGGUCGCCGUGGGAUGUAACCUGAAAGAACAUAACAUGAAGCAAACGUAACAUGAGGUAUGACUGUAGUAAGAAUAAUAAUAAUAAUAAUAAUAAUAAUAAUAAUAAUAAUAAUAAUGUACUUCUUGUCCCUUCAGGUUCGUUGUUUGCAAAUGUCAAUAAAUAAGGAAGACUUGGGGUGUUGGGAUCUCCAAGUUGCUCUCCCUGUGUCCUGGUUCACGUAAUACAAGCAAGCCAACCUCCCUUACCACGGGCUGCAGUCAAGGCUUAUUCUUAGUUACAGCUCGUGGUGAGCGAGAAACGAGCUUUUCCUGGGCACAGCGGAGGAGGAAAAGGAACCAGCACAUCCUCACGGUGCCAGCAAGCCAUAGUUUGGCUUCAUGUUUGCUUACCGCGACCCAUGAAUGGGGCAUGUGUACCCACCCCGGAAAAGCAGGAAGGUAGAGAGGGCUGUUGCGCUCAGGAGAUAAGGAUGCCGGAUUCGAUGGGUCACCGGCCUGAUCCAGGAGGAUCUCUGCUGUUUUUGUGACGGAGCAAUUCUGAGAUGCUCCUCCAAAGGCCAGUUCAGGUGCCUGAGGCUAAUGAGGUAGUUCCUGCAAGUUAGGAACAUGAGAAACCACCUGGUACUGAAUCCGACCGUUAGUCCAUCAUCAGGCUCAGUGUUGUCUUCACUGAGUGGGGAUCUGGACUCCCAGGCCCUAGUCCAAAACUUUAACCACUACACCACCCUGCCUACCAAGAGUCAUUCUGCUUUGGGGCAGCUCUAUCAAUUAAGUAGGGAAAUAAAUACGGGUAAAGCAAAAUGUCACUUAGAGAAGGAUCUGAAAUAUUUUCCUUGGAGCUUGAACGCGUUUUAUUCCGGAUUGGUUUACAGUCAUACCUCGGGUUACAGACGCUACGGGUUGUGCAAUUCCGGGAACAGUUACUUCCUGGUUUCGGCACAUGCGCAGAAGCGCCGAAUUGCGACCCACGCAUGCGCAGACACGCGGGUUGCAAAUGAGCCUCCCACACAGAUCACGUUUGGAACCCGAGCGUCCACUGUAUUUGAAGUUUUAAUGUGUUGAAAACCGCUUUCAGAUUUUUUCCCCCUUUAAAAUAUAAACCACUAUAGAAAUGAAAUGAAUAGUGAUGAUGGUGAUAAAUCCCACAAGGGAAAAAAUUGGGCCUAGACAUUUGGUUGUAGCGACCAUAACCUAGGUUUCAGGUGCCAUUUGGCAAAAAGCUUGCGUAUCUGAGUUUCUGGCACUGUUUCCCAGGGGCACGAAAUGUUGGGGUGGCGAGAGGAUGGAGGAAUAACUUAACCCCACUAUUUUCCUCUUCGUUUCAUUUGCAUCGUCACACCCUCUGCCAACCCUCUCCCCCCCCCCCCCCGCUGAAAUUAGGCUUGAAAAUAGCAUUCGGUUGCAGCCGAUGAGUUGUGUUGUGUGUAUAUCAUUGUUGUGACGCUGGUGCGUACGUUGUUGCUGUUAUUCGUAAGAGUUGGGAGGGAGAGUUGAGAGUUUUUGCAGGGGUGUUGUGAGGAUGAAUUUUUGGGGGGAGGGGAGCCAGCUGUAACACCUUAGGCUCCUUGGAAGAAAACGGUGAUGUUGUUGUUGUUGUUGUUUAGUCAUGUCCGACUCUUCGUGACCCCCUGGACCAGAGCACGCCAGGCACUCCUGUCUUCCACUGCCUCCCGCAGUUUGGUCAAACUCAUGCUGGUAGCUUCGAGAACACUGUCCAACCAUCUCGUCCUCUGUCGUCCCCUUCUCCUUGUACCCUCCAUCUUUCCCAACAUCAGGGUCUUUUCCAGGGAGUCUUCUCUUCUCAUGAGGUGGCCAGUAUUGGAGCUUCAGCUUCAGGAUCUGUCCUUCCAGUGAGCACUCAGGGCUGAUUUCCUUAAGAAUGGAGAGGUUUGAUCUUCUUGCAGUCCAUGGGACUCUCAAGAGUCUCCUCCAGCACCAGAAUUCAAAAGCAUCAAUUCUUCAGUGAUCAGCCUUCUUUAUGGUAAAACGGUGAUAUGUAAAUGUAAUAAACAAACGGCAAGUGAAAUUUUGGCAGAGGCAGAUACAGGGGUGCAUGACUGCUUUUCCUGCCCUGGGUGCCCCAACAAUGGCAGACAAUGAAAGGCAAGGGGGAGGCACUCAGUUUUGGCGUCACACUGGGCACUGCUGAAAUUUUAAAGUCCGGCAUCCAGCACUCAAUUUUGGACGCGUGGAGCUGUUUCACUCUCACUGGACACACGUUCUCAACAUCCUGCCUCCUUGUCGUUUUUCUCCUCUUGAUUAUUGUAACUCGCUCUACGUGGGGCUGCCCUUGAGACUGACCCAGAAAUUCCAGCGGGUGCAGAAUGCUGUGGCAAGACUCCUUACGGGGUCCUCGCCGCGGGAUCACAUUCACCCGGUGCUAUACCAGCUGCACUGGCUCCCGGUGGAGUACAGGAUCAGGUUUAAGGUGCUGGUUUUAACCAGCCCUAUCAGGCCUAGGACCCUCGUACCUACGGGACCGCCUCUCCUAGUAUGUCUUACGGAGGACCUUACAGUCUUCAAACAAAAGCAUCUUGGAGGUCCCGGGCCACAGGGAGGUUAGGCUGGCCUCAACCAGAGCCAGGGCCUUUUCAGUGCUGGCCCCGACUUGGUGGAACGCUCUGUCACAAGAGACCAGGGCCCUGCGGGACUUGACAUCUUUCCGCAGGGCCUGCAAGACAGAGCUGUUCCGCCUGGCCUUUGGCCAAGGCACAGUCUGACCCCCUCCUCACAGAACUCUAGCCCAGUGGUUGCCAUUAAUUUGCUUUGAACUGAUUUUAAAAUGAAUUGAUUUUAGAAUGCUGUGUUACUUAUAUUGUUGUUAGCUGCUCUGAGCCCGGCUUUGGCUGGGGAAGGCGGGAUAUAAAUAAAAAUUUAUUAUUAUUAUUAUUAUUCCUUCUCUCUUAAGAGACGAAACAAAAGGGGGCUUUCAUGCGCCCGAAUCUGUUUCUGCUUUGUGCGGGUGCCGUUGAUUACGUCCCCGCAUGGUUCUCGUUUCACGUCGAACAAGGCGACAUUGUGGUUUCCUCCUUAUCGGCCUCACAUCGCGUUUUGCGGCCGGGAGCCUGAAAACUGCCUGUCCUAUUUACCUUGCAUGGCCCUUUUCCUCCCCGACCCGCCCGGUCCUUGGAAAGGAUUUGCAGAGGCUUGGUUGGUGAAACUCCUCUCUCUCUGUCUCUCUCUUCCCCCCCACCUAACCCCAAACCCCUUCUAAAUGGGCAGCUUGUCGAGAGCUGCUCCUGGACACCGGCCAGCUUGCAAACAUUUUUUCUCUAUGCAAAGAAGAGAGAGAGAGCCUGUUUGCAAGAUGAAAAUCAGAUCACCCAGAGUCUGUCUUUUCCUUUUCUCUGCAUCCCUCUUUGGGGGUGCCAGUCUUGCUUUUGGGAGGGGUGUUGCUGACAGGCUUUCCUUUCUCGUUUUUGCAAAACGGGCUCUGCUGCAAGGCUGAUCCUAAUAGCAAAGGCCCAGCCUGCGUUCCAGGUCUCCGUAGCCGGGAGAGAAGACAGCUCCACGUCCUAGAAAUGAACUAUUUACGAGCCGCAUCUGUGAAACCUCCUCCUUGGGUCGGUGCCUCGCCGAUUACGCACAACCAGUGGAUUUAUCGCCAGCCCCAGGGGGGAAGGCCUUUUCCAGGCUUGACUGGCCCCCCUCUCUCCCUGUUCCCUUUCCUAUCCAAGCCUGUCUUCGUUCGUUCGAAAACAGGCGGCCGUUUAUGGUGCAGAAGGUUUUUCGUGUGCCUGCGUGCUCUUGUUUGCAAAGGGGUGGAAUCAAUCAAUCCUUUUGUCAGCUGCGGAACUCGUGGAUGAUCCCAACACGGUUGCACAGGGAAAUCCAGAUGGAUUUAUCCCAUGCCACAUAGAACCUAGCAGCCCAGAACGGUGUGUUAUAUAUCAAGUCAGGCCUACGUCCCGUCUAGAUCAGUUUUGUCUGCACUGAAUGAGAGUAAAGCUUUUCAAAAAAAUAUAUUUCAUUGGAAGAAUUUUAUUUAUGAAAAGAUAGAGUGACAAAGAAGAACGGAAAAGUGAGAAUGGAAAAGAGAAUAAAAAGUUACGGUUCUAUAAAUUAUUAUGGAAUACAAUAGUACCUCUGGUUGCGGAUGGGAUCCGUUCCGGAGGCCCGUUUGCAACAUGAAAAGCCCACAACCUGAAGCGCCGUAUCUGCGCAGGUGCGUGGCGUGAUUUGGCGCAUCUGCGCACGUGCGAGCGGCGAAACCCGGAAGUAAUCCUUUCCAGUACUUCCGGGUCGCUGUGGGACGCAACCUGAAAAAACGUAACAUGAAGCAAAUGUAACAUGAGGUAUGAUAGUAAUAGUAGUAGUAGUAGUAGUAGUAAUAAUAAUAAUAAUAAUAAUAAUAAUAAUAAUAAUAUUUAUACCACACCCAUCUGACUGGGUUUCCCCAGCCACUCUGGGUGGUUUCCAACAGAAUAUUACAAACACGAUAAAACAUCAAACAUUAAAAACUUCCCUAAGCAGGGUUGCCUUCAGAUUAUUAUUAUUUUAUGCUCUGCCCUUAAUACACAUAUAGUUCUCAAUAACCUAAUAUAGUUUCUGUAAAACUCACUCCAAAUAUCAUUGUAUUUAUCCAAAGGAAGUCUGCGUCUAUUAGGGUUAGGCGAUAUCUGUUUUUCAACAUUGCGAUAUAUCGCCAGCUAAACAUUGUGAUGUACUGAUAUAUCACGAUGUCUGAAAUAAGGAUGGAGCUAUGCAUUGGCUGGCUGCACAGUUUUUUCCUACGUUGUGUUUUUUUGCGUAGCACAUGAAACACACGCAUCAGGAUUUGUGAUUUAUUGCAAGGUCAGAAAUUAUGGAACCAAUAUCACAAUAUGGACUUCAAACCAAUUUGAGACUAUUUACUGAUAUAUCUCCCAGGCCUAGCGUCUAUAAGCAGCCUGUUCAUAUAUUGUUAUGUUCAACUUUGAGUUUAUAAAAAUGGCAAAUGUUUUAAUGCAGCCUUUCUCAACCUGUGGGUCCUCAGAUGUUGUUGAACUACAACUCCCAUCAUCCCUGGCUAGCAAGGCCAGAGCUCAGGGGUGAUGGGAGUUGUAGUCCAACAACAUCUGGGGACCCACAGGUUGAGAACCGCUGGUUUAAUGCAUACUUUUUAAGCUUUGUGUAUAACUUUUUAAGGUCACUUAUAAGAUGAAGAAGGUUUUAAAAAUGGAUUAUUAAAAAUAUAAGGUGUUAUAGACGUGCAUGAACAAGUCUAAAAUAAUGGAACCAAGGGGAGGGGAGGGAAGUCAAGCCAAACGUUAUGGUUUUAAAAUGUGUUUAUGAUUUUUUUAGAUAUAUACAUAUAAAAUCAAUAAAUUGCUUGUAAAAAAAACAGCCCAUGCAUAUAUUGUUAUGUUCACAUGUUGUUAGGUUCCCAAGCCAUUGAUUAAGGGGAAUUGUAUCUCUGUUCUUCCAGUUCAUCAGUAUCAAUCUCAUUAGUGCGCUUAGAGUAAUUCUGAGAAUAAACUUGUAAGAAAAUUAAGGACUCUUGGAAUGUAAUUUAUAAUGAACUUAAAAGAAUGAUUAAGGUAUCCUUCAUUUAAAAAAACAAAAAAACGCAGGAAUUUCUCCUGGGGAUACUAGGUCCAGAUAUACCUAUAAAUGCGAGAGAAAUAUUCUUGUACGCUACAGUAGCUGCAAGAAUACUAAUCGCCACAAAUUGGAAAGGAGAGAAAACUCCAAAAAGGUGGAGUGGCAAAAUUUGUUGGAGUACGCCCAGUUGGCAAAAAUGACAGAAAAACUGAGAGAUCAUACUGAUCAAACAUUUAUUAGGAAAUAGGAAAUGUACAAAAAAAAUACCUUAUUGAAUAUUGUAAUAACAUCACGCCAGUGGCAGGACUUUGAAUAACUUCUGUGGCAGGACGAUCAAUCAUAAGAGAACAUAACACUGAUGAAAAUUUUAAAAACGAAAAUGAAAAUUAAUUGUGCGCUAGAUAAAGCGGUAAAUACACAAUGGGGUGAUGGGAAAUUGUUAGAAACUGAAGAAGAAUGUACAGUGAUGUGACGCAACAAAUAUUAUUACUGUAUUUUUCGCUCCAUAAGACGCACCUGACUAUAACACGCAACUAGUUUUUAGAGGGGGAAAACAAGAAAAAAAAAUUCGGAACGAAACAGUGGAUGUAUGAUUUUUGUGGUUCAUGCUGUGGCCACAGACAUGUGAUUUGACAGUGAGUUUGGGAUAGCCCAAUGCAAAAAUCCUGAGAAUUCAUGUGGAUCCGUGCUUUGUAAUCAUGUUUUUGCACCAUUCCAUGAUCUGCUUUUCGCCCCUGGGCAGUUUGGCUCCAGGGAGCAUGCAUUUGCUCCAUAAGACGCACAGACAUUUCCCCUUACUUUUUAGGAAGAGAAAAGUGCGUCUUAUGGAGCGAAAAAUACGGUACUUUCUUUUCUUUUUCCUGAUUAACCCUUAUGUUUGUUACUUCUUUUUAAUCUCCAUAAAGCGUUAAAAAAAGAGGUAAAUAAACCUCUCUCUAUCUCUCUUUGUGCCCCCUCUCCUCCAGGACUGGCCCUUUGACGACGGCGCUCCGCCACCCACCAAGAUUGUGGACGACUGGCUGAACCUGCUGAAGACCAAGUUCUGCGAAGACCCCGGCUGCUGCGUGGCUGUCCAUUGCGUGGCUGGUCUGGGACGGUAAGCCGGAGCGCCGCGCUCUCAAAGGAGCCUGGGACUAUAUGGAGCUCCCCUCAGUCGAAGUCAGGCCAUUCUUCUGUUGGGAAAGCAUGAGGCUCUUCAUCUCAGUGUCCUGGGUUCAAGCAUUGGGCAGAAGAGUCCUGCAUUUCAAGGGGUCAGACUAGAUUUCUCAAACUUGGGUCUUUUUUGGGACUACAACUUCCUUCAUCCCUAGCUAGCAGGGCCCGUGGUCAGGGAUGAUGGGAGUUGUAGUCCAACUACAGCUGGAGACCCAAGUUUUGGAAACACAGGACUAGAUCAAGGGAAGUAAUUGAAUAAUAAUAAUAAUAAUAAUAAUAAUAAUAAUAAUACAGUGGUACCUCUGGUUGCGAACGGGAUCCAUUCUGGAGCCCUGUUUGCAAAUGAGCAGAACGCAACCCACGUCUUCGUGGUUCGCGAUUUGCCGCUCCUGCGCAUGCGCGUGACGUCAUUUUGAGUGCAUGCGUGAGGGGCGAAACCUGGAAUUGACCCUUUCCAGGUCGCUGUGGGACGCAACCUGAAAACGCUCAACCUGAAGCAAACGCAACAUGAGGUAUGACUGUAGUAAUAAUAAUAUAAUAAUUUAUUCAUUCCCCAGCCACUCUGGGAGGCUGCCAACAGAAUAUUAAAAAGACCAUAAGACAUCAAACAUUAAAAACGUCCCUAAACAGGAUUGCCUUCAGAUGUCUUCUAAAAGUCAGAUAGUUGUUUAUUUCCUUGACAUCUGAUGGGAGGGCGUUCCACAGGGCGGGUGCCACCACCGAGAAGGCCCUCUGCCUGGUUCCCUGUAACCUCACUUCUCGCAGGGAGGGAACCGCCAGAAGGCCCUCGGAGCUGGACCUCAGUGGCACCUGCCCUGUAAAACGCCCUCCCACCAGAUGUCAAAGAGAACAACAACUACCACACUUUUAGACGACAUCUGAAUGCAGCCCUGUUUAGGGAAGCUCUUAAUGUUUAAUAGACUAUUGUAUUUUAAUACUUGGUUGGAAACCACCCAGAGUGGCUGGGGAAACCCAGCCAGAUGGGUGGGGUAUAAAUAAUAUUCUUAUUCUUAUUAUUUAUUACACACACCCAGGUCUCUGGUUCCCCACCCCUGGAUUAAAAAGUGUGAGGUGCAAGCAUAGCACAAAAUACCAAAGAGACAACCAGCUAGGCUUAUAGGGAGAGUGACAACGGCCUGUGCAGGGCUUUAAGGUAAAGGGAAAGGGACCCCUAACCAUUAGGUCCAGUCGUGACUGACUCUGGGGUUGUGGCACUCAUCUCGCUUUAUUGGCCGAGGGAGCCGGCGUAUAGCUUCCGGGUCAUGUGGCCAGGAUGACUAAGCCGCUUCUGGCAAACCAGAAUUCGGGAAUUUGAACCGCUGACCUUCUGGACGGCAAGCCCUAGACUCUGUGGUUUAACCCACAGCGCCACCCACUUUAACCAGGGCUCUAACCAGCUGUAAAUAUCUAAAUGCUCAAGUCGGGAAGGGGGCGUGCUUAAUUAUGUUUACUGAAGCUGUGAAUGAAGUCCUGUGCCUUUUUCCUCCUCCUUCCCCCUGCAAAAAUAAAAAUGCCAGCCGUUUUUCUCUAGUUGAACUCUGUUUCUUCUUCCUAGUGUGAUGGUUUAAUCUUCUCUCUCUCUCUUUUAAACCAGAGCUCCGGUUCUUGUUGCGCUGGCGCUGAUUGAGAGCGGAAUGAAAUACGAAGAUGCCAUUCAGUUUAUUAGACAGUAAGUGCCUCUGAGCCGCCUGCUAAGAUCCAGAUUAAUGGCCCGGCGUUCCUAGACUGGCUUGAUACUUGUGGAGAGAGGAGUCGGGGGUUGCUUACGGAAAGGCAGAGGUCGUUCGGCCUAACGAACGCACCAAAAAUGCAAGCGUGCGGCUCACUGGCAUGGGUGCGCUCCACCCGGAAAGCCGAUCAGGUGCAGACUCGUAAGAGAAGGCUGGGGCAAGUGUUCCCCGCUUCUCAUGAACUCUUUAUUUCGGUUUAGCUGAAUGAAUCGGAACCUGACCUACAAAUUUACACAGGCAAAUCUGUUUGUUUAUGGCCAGGCUCCAAGGCCCAUGGAAAUUUAAACAUCAGUCUUUCCCCCCGCCCUCCCCAAAAUUGCUCUUCUGCUACGGAGGGGACUUUGAAAAACAUUUAGUAAAAUGCUUCUGGGCACUCCCGCGUCUCGAGACGCAGCUUUUGGACCCCAGCCUCGGUCUUCCAUAGUUGAUCAAGGUAAUGGGUAGAAAUACUGCUUGGUUUGUAAGUGGACUGACUUUAAGGGGCAGGCUUUUAUUAUGACAUGCCACUCGGCUUUCUCUUCCUGUCCUCAACAACUCGACUCUCGGCACACCUGACGAUGAUCUCAGUUUUGGUCCUGGUGCUAAACAUCUGGAAGAACUUUCUGACAGUAGGGUUCUGUUCAGCAAUGGAAUAGUCUCCCUCAGGAGGUGGUGGACUCUCCUUCCUUGGAGGUUUUUAAGCAGGGGUUGGAUGGCCAUCUGUCGGGGAUGCUUUAGCUGAGAUUCCUCAAUUGCAGGGCUGGGUUGGGCUGGAUGACCUCGGCGCCCCUUCCCACUCUUAAGAUUCUAUCAUUCUACUCUGCUGGAGUCAUAGUGGUGGCUGUACCACUUCGUAGUCCUAAGCAGUGUCCCACAUCUAAUUUCCCUUCCUACGGCAGCAGAAACCCUAAAUGGAGAAAGCUAGCCUAUCAAGAGGGACGUGGAUGGCGCUGUUGGGUUAAACCAUAGAGCCUAGGACAUGCCGAUUAAAAGGUCGGCAGUUCGAAUCCCCGUGACGGGAUGAGCUCCCGUUGCUCGGUCCCUGCUCCUGCCAACCUAUUAGUUUGAAAGCACGUCAAAGUUCAAAUAGAUAAAUAGGUACCGCUCCAGCUGGAAGGUAAAGGGUGUUUCCGUGCGCUGCUCUGGUUCGCCAGAAGCGGCUUAGUCCUGCUGGCCACAUGACCCGGAAGCUGUACGCCGGCUCCCUCGACCAGUAAAGCUAGAUGAGCGCCGCAACCCGAGUCGUCCACGACUGGACCUAAUGGUCAAGGGUCCUAGCAUAUCAAGAAGAAGGAUUUAGCUUAGCCUUGUUCUCCCUGAGAGGCUAACUUUUCCCAUGCAAAGAUGCAAGAGGAUUCCUGUAAUCCUGUAACAGUGACACCGUCGCAGCGAUACAGGAAGCUGUGUUAUACAGGCCAAGCCAUUGGUAUUCUCUAGUUUAGUGCUGCCUACACUGACUGGCAGCAUCUCUCGAGGGUUUCAGGCAGGAAGUCUUUUCCAGCUGCACCCAGAGACGCCCUUGGGGGAAUGAACCCUCAGCCUUCUGCAUGCUGAGCAGACGCCCUCCGGCUGAGCCACAACCCUUCCCCAAUUCCCUCGUCGCUAGCAGAAGCAGUACCUAAAGAGAGAGCUGUGCCAAUCUACUGAGGACCAGUCAUUCUGAGUCAGGGAUGUUUCGAUCCCGUGACGAGGGACGCUGCAGGAUUCUGCACUAACCGAUGCCGUUGGGAGGUUUAACCUGGAGCCUUCUGCAUGCCAAGCAACUGAUCUCCCUCCGAGGUGCAGCCCGUUGCUGUCGCAUGGCACACCCACCCACCCUGCCUCUCGCUUUCAGGGGGGUUAUUCUUGGGGAGCGGGGCGUUUGCCCUGCCAGAAAGUCAUCUGGGGUUAAGGAAGAACUAAAAUGAACCUUGGGGGGGGAGGGGAAUCCAGUGAAAACUGUCCGGCCGGAUCCGGCGAGGAUUACGGUCCAUCUGGCCGCAUCUCCUGGCUUGCAACUGUAAUAGCUGUGUGAGCCCUUCGUCGCCACCAGCUCUGCUUACGAGCUGGAGCCGAGCGUCCUGCUCUCAAUCCGUCCUCUAAUCUCCUUAGCGUGUUCUGCUAAGGCCACGGAACAGGGAUUUUUCCUUCAGUCUCUCCCUCGUGCUCUUGGCAGAGCAAGGACCUUGGGGAGGGGGCUGAACGGCCGGAAACAUCUCGUAUUGCUGCGGAAUCACAUUCAUCCAGUGCUUUACCAACUGCACUGGCUCCCAGUGGAGUACAGCGUCAGGUUUAAGGUGCUGGUUUUGACCUUUAAAGCCCUAUGCGGCCUGGGACCCUUGUACCUAUGGGACCACCUCUCCUGGUAUGCCCCGCGGAGGACCUUAAGGUCCACAAAUGAUAACAUUUUGGAGGUCGCAAGGCGGUUAGAUUGGUCUCAACUAGGGCCAGGGCCUUUUCAGUACUGGCCCCAACUUGGUGGAACGCUCUGCCACAAGAGACUAGGGCCCUGCGGGACUUGACAUCUUUCCGCAGGGCCUGCAAGACAGAGCUGUUCCACCUGGCCUUUGGUUUGGACUCAGUCUGACCCUUAUGUUUCCCUCCCCUUACAGUCCUGAUUUAUCGGCUACUUUUAAAAUGAGGCUGCAUUUUAAAUUGCAUUUUAACCUGUAUUUUGAAUGGUUUUUCUUUUUCUUUUCCCCCUAUCAUGUUUUUUUACUGUGAUUUUAUUGGUGUCAGCUGCCCUGAGCCCGGGAGGGCGGGGUAUAAAUAAAAUUUAUUUUUAUUAUUAUCAUUAUUAUGAUUAUAAGCCCCACCCUCCCGCAUCUGGACUUGAGGGCGCAGCUGGGGCUGCUCUGACCAGCCUGCAGCCCUUUCCCCCGACUCUGCAGAAGAAAAAGAGUUUUGCUGCUGCGCGGCCUUGGAAGCACCUAACUGGGGCUGGCAAAGAUAGCUUUUUCUUGCGGCAUGCGAUGGUCUCUUGGCAGGCAGGACCUCAGGGAAGGUUUUACUUGGGGUCAAGAAGCCGUGUGUGUGUGUGUUCAACGCUUGCAAGGUGUUUUUGAUCAGCACACCAAAGCUUUGAUUUUUCUAUCCCCUCCCUUCUCUCUCUGUCGCCUUGCCAGGAAGCGCCGCGGAGCCAUCAACAGCAAGCAGCUGACGUACCUGGAGAAGUAUCGCCCCAAACAGCGGCUGCGCUUCAGAGACCCACAAAACCACAAGAACAAAUGCUGCAUCAUGUAACCUCAGUAAUAGCCUUUUGCCAAAACACACACACACAAACUCCGCAAACACAGGGCUUGACCUCUGAAGUCCCAGGCGGCAACCUUCCCCACUGGGCAGGAUUCCCCUUGUUCAGCGCCGCCAAAUCCGGCAGCGCUGGGAUCUGAGCCUAGGGGGGAAGGUGGCUGAGUCCAUUCCCCCCCGCCCCACAAAAAAACUAGAAAUUAUGUUGUCGUUUUUCCCCCUGUCCCCCUCUCCUUACAGAACACUCGCCAAGUGCAACGAUGGCACACCACAAUGCAAUUGUGCUUCUGUUCCUUGGUGCUGGGGUGUAUCUAUCUGGGACCACCACAGCUCCUCUUCCAUGCCCCCCCCAAAAACACCUCCUUUCCAGGCAGGGGCAGGUCCCAGCAGGGGCCGAGUGGGAUUGCUUUCUUCUUGCAGCUCAAAUCGCUUGCCACUGCCUCAGCUCUCUCUGAUGCCAGCGUGGCUUCCGACGCACCAAGCCAAAAGCUCUUUUGGCAGUGCCACCCUGCCACUGCCCCCCCUUUCUGCUGGGGGUGGUGGUCUCAGAUUGACUUGGUGGGCACCGCAGGUUUUGCCAGGCCUUCUGGAGCCCAGGUGGAAAGUUGGCUUUGGCCAGAGGGAUGGCAUCGGUUGGGUAAUGGCGUGAUGGGUUAGUUGCCAUCUUCUUGCAAGGUAGUCUUUCUUGCAAGGUGGUCCUGUGGUCUUCUUGAGUGAUCUGCUGUGAUCUUUGAUCUAACCCCAUGAAGGGGGUUUCCUCACUCCAUUUGGAAAAGGUGCAGGGAAAUUUCUCUGCAAUGCACAUCAGAAAAGCAAACAGGCUCUCUGCCAAAGGCAUUGUAGUUCUACCUUGUGAGAUUCCGUCUCCCAGGUGCUACGAUUCCUCUGUGUGUGUGUGUGAUCAGAAGUUGAUCCCUUCACGUUUAAAUCAUCCGAUUCCCAUCCUUGCCUCUGCUUGCAAGGGCAUCCUAGGGUUGUAGCUCAUUGGCAAAGGUUUGGCUUACCUGCACGAGAGACAGGAGCGAGGUCAGGGGAGGCAGGUAGCCAGUAAAAAAUGGUUUUUGGUCUGAGAACAGAGGGCUUCAGGAAUGUUUGGCAUUGGGCUCAGGAACUGGGAAGAGGCGUGAGACAGACAGCUGUUUCAUGCAUGGAACGACAUCUGAUUUGAACAUGGAGGACUGCACAAUUUAUUCCUGUCUCCGCCCUAGGCCUUAAGAGAUCAGGCCAGGGGAAAGGAACCACUCCUGCCCCUUGCAGCUAUUCCUGCGGUCGCGGGACGUUUACGAGGAGAUCCCACUUCGUGGGAGAAGAAUAAAUGAGCAUGCAAUGUAAUUUUGGCACCCAGGGAGAUCCCCGGACCUUGUGGGUCCAGUUUUAAGAGACAGAGGAAGCUGGACCCAGGAGAAGGCAGGCUAAUAAAUUCUCCUCUGACUCUUCACAGGUUGUGA